AUGCCUCUGGCGGCGUACCCGACGCCGUCCUCGCAAGACGAGCUGCAAGCCGUCCAGUCCUUCCGGGAGCGCACACUGGCCCAGGCGUCCAAGUUCUUCGUCGACGAGCUGUGGACGACCAAGAUUCUGCGCAUCGCGCACGCGGAGCCCGGGAUAUGGCACGCCCUAAUCUCCCUGUCGUCCUACCACGAUCUCUUCAUGCAGCCCGUCGACGCGGCCGGCGCCCAGUCGGCCAUGCAGAGGCACAACCUGGGCAUAUACGCCCUGCACCAUCACAACAUGGCCAUCAAGGCCGCUCUGGACAUUCAGCGGACGCCAAAACACCCCCUCUCCCACAUCAUUUCGUGCGUCGUCUUUGUCACCAUCGAGAUUAUCCGAGGCGAAAUCAUUGCGGCUAUACGGCUUCUUAAACACGGCCAGCGCGUCCUCCACGAGUUUGAGACGCAGCAGCGGCACCACGCCCAGGCGUCCCUUGGCUCCGAGGACAGCGUCAUCGUGAACCUCGUCGAGGCCUUCUUCACCUGUCUGACCCACCAGGCCGUCUGUGUAGGGCACUUGACGGGCGUGGCAAUCUACUGA
Messenger RNA from Metarhizium brunneum ARSEF 3297, 579 nucleotides. RefSeq lists its product as uncharacterized. Gene Ontology annotation, molecular function: zinc ion binding; DNA-binding transcription factor activity, RNA polymerase II-specific. Gene Ontology annotation, biological process: regulation of DNA-templated transcription. NCBI's taxonomy places the organism in Eukaryota, Fungi, Ascomycota, Sordariomycetes, Hypocreales, Clavicipitaceae. The record is from RefSeq and is a predicted model, not a curated record.